Brassicogethes aeneus is the source of this 1311-nucleotide messenger RNA. The record is from the annotation of a GenBank genome assembly. Lineage: Eukaryota; Metazoa; Arthropoda; Insecta; Coleoptera; Nitidulidae.
AUGGAGGAAACUACAGGAUCGAAACUUACGGUGCAGGGGUUCGGAUCCUCAGUGCCGGCGGCUAAGAGUGACCGAGCAGGCUCGAAGUCGUCGUCAUCCCUCGGCUGCAAUGAUGCGGGGUUCCGCUUGGCCCCAACAUCAGAUAGUGCUACAAGCAGAUCUUCAAAAGAUAACCGUAUCGCCACGGAGAAGGUGGUCAUGUUACCCCGGUUCCUGGUAAUAAAAAGAAGUGAAGGAGACUUUCUUAAAGUUAAUCCUUUCGUAGUUUCGAAGAUUCUUUAUGGACUUAUUGGAGAAGUAAAGAGCAUAAAAAAAAUUAAAGAUGGGCUUUUAGUUGAAACUGUUUCAAACAAACAAUCAGAAAAACUUUUAAGUUUAGUAAGAUUUGGCGACUUUGAUGUUUCAGUUCAAAGACACAGAACCUUAAAUACUUCAAAGGGUCUAAUAACCUGCCCGGAUUUAUUAAAUUGUACUGUAGACGAGAUUGAGAGAAGUCUACUGGACCAAGGCGUAAUCGAGGUUAAAAGAAUUCAAAGGAAACGAGACAACGUAACCUUUGAUACUGCUAAUCACAUUCUUACCUUCGACAAACCAACUUUGCCUAAAUAUGUAAAAGCCGCAUUUUAUAAUUUACCAGUCAGACCAUACAUACCAAACCCAAUGCGGUGCUUUAAGUGUCAGAAAUUUGGCCACGUAGCAGAUAAAUGUAUUAAUCGAGAAGUUUGUGUUUGUGGCCAAGAACCCCAUGCCGAUGCACCAUGUGCCGAUCAUAUGGUUUGUGUUAACUGUGGGGGAGAGCACUCAGCUCGGUCAAGAAAUUGCCCAACCUUUCAAGAAGAGAUGGCGAUUCAAAAGAUCAAAACUCUUGAAAGAAUUACUUAUAUAGAAGCCCGAAAAAAAAUCGUGAAGAACAAUCUACAAAAAUCUUUUUCAGAAGUUACCAAAACUAAUAUUGAUCCUAAACCAAAUGUUGUAAAUGUCAAAAAUAUAAUUCAAGAAAUAAUUCCGGAAAUAGUUAAAAUCUGUAAAACCAUUUUAAUGGAGGAAAAAUCUUUUCCAAAACCAUUAGCUCCAGUCUCAAGCUCACAGCCUAUUUCUAGGUCAAGAGCUAGUUCAAUUGCAUCCACGUCAUCCAAAAAGCGCUCACACUCGAGCGAUGCUCCUGGUGGCGAGUCUGAUAACUCCCAAACCAGUGAGACGAGCAAGGGCGAAAAACACGAAAAGAAAAAGAAAGGAUGGAAAAAAGGGAGGCCACGAAAACCUCCCAAGGACUUCGAAGUCGCCAGUUUUCCCGGCGACGGAGUCAGUUAA